Molecule: messenger RNA, 1116 nt
Organism: Anthostomella pinea
Lineage: Eukaryota; Fungi; Ascomycota; Sordariomycetes; Xylariales; Xylariaceae
Source: the annotation of a GenBank genome assembly
AUGGGCAUCCGCGACUUGAUUAAGAAGAAAGACCGGCUGGGCGACGGCGACGGGGCCUACUCCGAGACGCUGGACAGGCUCGCCGGACCGGAAUUCACCUUCAUUCGAUCGGACACGAACACGCAGGAGAUCAUAUACCCCCCGAGCCACCCGCCGACGAGCCACGGCGAGCAAUUCUUGAACGCGAACGCGCGCGACUCGACGUCCAAGGUGCGCCGCAGCCUCGACGUCUUCAAGCCACGAUCGCGGGGCAACAGCACAUCGUCGGUCCAGGGGGGCGACGCGGCCAAGAAAGAGAAGGAGAUGCGCCGCAGCCUGUCGCAUCGCCUGCACCUGUCGCGCAACCACCAGGCCACUUCCGAAUACGUGCCCGAGAACUUGCCCCAGAUCAGCGUCACGACCGACGGCCAGGUCGACAAGGACACGCAGGAGAGGGAGUGGGAGAAGAGGGCUACGAUACUGGCGAGCGCCAGCGCCAGCAAGGGCAGAUCGCCCAGCGCGUCGCCGUCGGCCUCGCCGGCCACUGAACUGCCCGCGCUGAACUUCUCCAACGGGCCUACGCCGCCGAGAAGACCCGAGGGCGUCGUCUCGACCAAGAAGAUCGACGACGACAUACAGGAGGCUAUCCGAUUGCACGAGGAUGGGAACCUCGACCAGUCUACGCGGUUAUUUGGGCGGCUGGCCGAUCCGCGGGGGGCAAACAACCCCCUUUCCCAGGUGUUAUACGGUCUUGCGCUGAGGCAUGGCUGGGGCUGUGAACCAGAUCCCGAGCGCGCUGUUACGUAUCUGUCGGCCGCAGCCUCGAACGCUGCGCUAGUCGAGACCAUGGCGCUGAAGGCAGGACUCAAAAAGGGGGGUGCUGCAAAGGGCGAGCUCGUACUCGCCAUCUUCGAACUGGCGAAUUGCUUCCGCCACGGCUGGGGCAUCCCUCGAGAUCCAGUCGCCGCAAAGCAGUAUUACGAGACUGCAGCAAAUCUUGGGGACAGCGAUGCCAUGAAUGAAGUCGCCUGGUGUUAUCUCGAAGGCUUCGGAUGUAAGAAAGACAAGUUUGCAUCAGCGCGAUAUUACCGGUUGGCUGAGCAGAACGGCAAUAAAACGCUGGGGAACACUUGGUGA